CCCAUCCUGUUCACCCUCCUCCGCGGUUCUCCCCCAAGCCUGGCUGCCCCAUGCCGGCCCUCCUGCUCCUCGGAACCCUCCUGCUCCUGGCCUCGACUACCGGCCAGGCUGGGGCGCGCCCGUCCAACGCCACAAGCACCGAACCCCCGGGCCCGCUGCCCGCCCUGCUGGCGCACCUGCGGCGCCUGACCGGGGCGCUGACCGGCGGCGGGGGCGCGGCGGGCCCGGGGACCAACGUCACCAGGACCAGCACCCCGAGCUCGGCCGGCGCGGCGGCACGGGCGCCCCCUCCUGCCGAGCUCUGCCACGGCUACUACGAUGUCAUGGGCCAGUACGACGCCACCUUCAACUGCAGCACUGGCUCCUACCGCUUCUGCUGCGGCACCUGCCACUACCGCUUCUGCUGCGAGCACCGCCACAUGCGCCUGGCGCAGGCCUCCUGCUCCAACUACGACACGCCGCGCUGGGCCACCACGCCGCCGCCACUGGCCGGGGGCGCCGGGGGAGCCGGGGGUGCGGGCGGGGGACCCGGGCCCGGCCAGGCCGGGUGGCUGGAAGGGGGCCGGGCGGGUGGCGUCGGGGGGCGUGGGGGCGAGGGCCCAGGGGGCAGCACGGCCUACGUGGUGUGCGGGGUCAUCAGCUUCGCCCUGGCCGUGGGCGUCGGCGCCAAAGUGGCCUUCAGCAAGGCCUCCCGUGCGCCCAGGGCGCACCGGGAGAUCAACGUACCCAGGGCUCUGGUGGACAUUCUGAGGCAUCAGGCGGGGCCUGGGACCCGCCCGGACCGGGCACGAAGCAGCUCCCUAACCUCGGGGAUCGGGGGUCCCGACAGCAUGCCCCCGAGGACGCCCAAGAACCUCUACAACACCGUGAAGCCCUCCAAUCUCGACUGGCGGGCCAUUCCGCCGCCCAGCCCCUCCCUGCACUACUCCACACUGUCCUGCUCGCGGUCCUUCCACAACCUCUCGCACCUGCCCCCGUCCUACGAGGCCGCUGUGAAAUCUGAACUCAACCGCUACUCCUCCCUCAAGAGGCUGGCCGAGAAGGAUCUGGACGAGGCCUACCUGAAGCGCCGGCACCUGGCGGAGAUGCCCCGCGGGACGCUGCCCCUGCAUGCGCUGCGGCGACCUGGCACAGGGGGCGGCUAUCGCAUGGAAGGCUGGGGUGGCCCCGAGGAGCUGGGCCUGGCGCCCGCGCCCAACCCACGGCGCGUCAUGUCCCAGGAGCACCUGCUGGGCGACGGGGGCCGGGCACGCUAUGAGUUCACACUGCCACGCGCGCGCCUCGUGUCACAGGAGCACCUGCUCCUGUCGUCCCCCGAGGCCCUGCGCCAGAGCCGCGAGCACUUGCUGUCACCCCCGCGCAGCCCGGUGCUGCCCCCCGAGCCUGCCGCCCGCGCCAGCCUGGCUGCCUCCCACUCCAACCUGCUGCUGGGGCCCGGGGGGCCCCCCACACCGCUGCAUGGGCUGCCCCCGCCGCCCGGCCUGCACGCGCACCACCACCACCACGGCCUGCACGGCUCGCCGCAGCCCGCCUGGAUGUCAGACACCGGCGGAGGUGGGGGCACGCUGGCCCGCAGGCCGCCCUUCCAGCGCCAGGGCACGCUGGAGCAGCUACAGUUCAUCCCCGGCCAUCACCUGCCCCAACACCUCCGCACUGCCAGCAAGAAUGAGGUGACUGUCUGA
This is a messenger RNA of Mesoplodon densirostris (Blainville's beaked whale), 1682 nucleotides long. RefSeq names its product shisa family member 7 (gene SHISA7). The record is from RefSeq and is a predicted model, not a curated record. The coding region runs from base 51 to 1682 and encodes 543 amino acids. Gene Ontology annotation, cellular component: AMPA glutamate receptor complex; postsynaptic membrane; dendritic spine membrane. Lineage: Eukaryota; Metazoa; Chordata; Mammalia; Artiodactyla; Ziphiidae. Gene Ontology annotation, biological process: regulation of AMPA receptor activity; regulation of short-term neuronal synaptic plasticity. The transcript is spliced from 5 exons.